CCCUCCUCCCCUCCCCUCCUCCUCCCCAGCUGAUGAUGGCCAACCCUUUAGCUGCAAACGCUACGGAACUUAGCCGACAGCUAGCGGGGUAGCGUCGUUAAGUGAGCGUGAGGUCCGAGCCUGUCGUCAUGUGGAUGUGCUGUUUUAGAGUCCAGUGAGGGCGCGUGAAGGAAACAGACGAGCCCCAGGACCGAACCGGCGUCUGAGCACCACGCGCAGACCAGUGCCGCUCGCGCUAGCUUACUGGUGUGGUGUGACAGCAGGAUCAGAGAGUGACACCGGCUAACCGCUAGCUGGUUAGCUGGUUAGCUGGUUAGCAGCAACACGUAGCCUAGCUGGCUAGUUAGCGCUGUGCUGUGUUAACUUCUUCAGUCCGGAUCGACUGAGUUUGAGUUCUGCUGUUUUCCAAGUGGUAGCAGUACAUGCAAGCCCUGGAUGAGAACUGGACCUGAGCCUGGGGCGGUCUAUGAUGUUCAAAGCUUUUUUCGUUGCAUCACCUGACCCCUCCCGGUCUAUUUGACUUGCCAUUAUUACUCCCAACCCAAUCCCACAUAUCUGCUUGGCAACAGUAUGAUUAUUUACAUUGACCCCACCCAGCCCACUGGGACAAGAAUACCCAAAAACCAAGCUCGCCAAAUGAUAUGAUAGUAGCCAGCUGGAUCACUUUUUGUGCUUGCAGGAGCCUUGCAAGGGUUCUGCUCUUUCUUUCCUCCUCAAACUCCCUCUCUCCAUUCUGGGAGACCCUUGCCAGUGUGGUCUCCGGCACUGGAACCAUGGGUAACAGCUGUGUGUGCCGGGAGGAUAGUGACUUGGAAGAUCAUCACCAUGGGUCGUCGAGGGCAACCCGAGGACAAGCUAGGCGGGUGGAUCACGGUACAGGCGUAGGUGUCGAUGCUGGAGAGGCGCGGAGCAGUAGACCCAGGGACCCAGUCAGGCCGCCACGCCGGGGGCGCGGGCCCCAUGAGCCAAGACGGAAGAAGCAGAAUGUGGAUGGCCUGGUGCUGGACACAUUGGCUGUCAUCAGGACACUGGUGGACAAUGACCAAGAACCCCCUUACUCCAUGAUCACUUUGCAUGAGAUGGCAGAGACAGAUGAUGGUUGGCUGGAGGUUGUCCAGUCUCUGAUUCGAGUGAUCCCAUUGGACGAUCCGCUUGGCCCUGCAGUGAUAACCCUUCUGUUGGAUGAGUGUCCCCUGCCCACUAAGGAUGCUCUCCAGAAACUGUCUGACAUGCUGAGUCUGAGUUCGGCUGUAGCAAAACAGGACGCUCUAAAUCCUGCUAAACACAGAAACACCACAGCUGUCCUGGGAUGCUUGGCAGAGAAACUGGCUGGUCCGGCUAGUAUUGGAUUGUUGAGCCCUGGAACCCUUGAGUACCUUCUAGAGAGUCUGAGCUCUGAAGCCCACCCAACUGUCAUGCUGUUUGCUCUCAUCGCUUUGGAGAAGUUUUCCCAGACCAGUGAAAACAAACUGACGGUGUCUGAGUCAUGCAUCAGCAAUCGACUCGCUGUCCUGGAGUCAUGGGCAGAGCAUCCUGACUACCUGAAGAGGCAGGUCGGAUUCUGCUCACAGUGGAGCCUCGACAACCUGUUCCUAAAGGAGGGUCGUCAGUUCACCUAUGAGAAGGUCAACCUCACCAACAUCAAUGCCAUGCUCAACAGCAAUGAUGUCAGCGAGUACCUCAAGAUCUCCCCUUCUGGACUAGAGGCCCGAUGCGAUGCCUCGUCCUUUGAGAGCGUGCGUUGUACAUUCUGCGUGGAUUCAGGCGUCUGGUACUACGAGGUGACGGUCAUUACAUCAGGCGUGAUGCAAAUCGGAUGGGCCACCAAGGACAGCAAGUUCCUCAACCAUGAGGGCUAUGGGAUAGGCGACGAUGAAUACUCGUGUGCGUAUGAUGGCUGCAGGCAGCUCAUCUGGUACAACGCUCGCAGUAAACCUCACUCUCACCACUGCUGGAAGGAGGGAGAUGCCAUCGGCUUCCUGUUGGACCUCAGCAAGAAGCAGAUGAUUUUCUAUCUGAACGGACAUCAGCUGCCGCCGGAGAAACAGGUCUUCUCCUCAGCCACGUCCGGUUUCUUUGCAGCAGCCAGCUUCAUGUCUUACCAGCAGUGCGAGUUUAACUUUGGGGCCAAGCCUUUCCGUCACCCGCCUUCUGUAAAGUUCAGCACCUUCAACGAUUUCGCUUCACUGCUGCCCAGUGAAAAGAUCAUCCUACCCAGACACCGGCGUCUGGCCUUACUUAAGCAGGUUAGCAUCCGAGACAACUGCUGCACGCUGUGUUGUGACGUCAUGGCUGACACGGAGCUGCGGCCCUGUGGACAUGGUGGUAUGUGUAUGGAGUGUGCCUUACAGUUAGAGACGUGCCCCCUGUGCCGCCAGGACAUCCAGACCCGCGUCAGACUCAUUGCACAUAUCUCCUGACAAACCUCCUGCCCCUUCUCAAACAAGGAGAGACACACAAGCCCUACAGCCUCGCCCUCCUCCUCUAAUCCCAUAUCACCCAGCGGGGCUACGAGGACAGGGCCAGGGAGUUGUGAUGAUACCAGAACUGUGACUUCUGGUACCAGGAAGCGACGAUGCAGGGGUGGAGCGGAGAAAAAGAGGAGAUGAGAGGAGGGGAAUUUAAACAACAGCUGGAUCCCCAGGAGCUUUCUCCCAAUGGCCUACAGCUCCUCUGUUGUAUCCUUCUGACAACUCUUUACAGAAGCCGGUUCAAGUAUCGUCAACUUUCUAUAAACGGCGUUUGAUUCAGAAAAUGAGGAGCAGAAACAAUUUAAUGAGAUUACAGACGGAACCAUUCUCUCAUCUGCAAGCCCCUGCGUAGAGUUAUCAGACAUCCUCUCUAUGAUAUGAGGAUCCCACUGCGCUUUGAGCCAACAGGCUACUACUAUUUAAUCCCAUCAUCGUCAUGCACACGUCUACAGAUCUGAAAGGGCUGGGUAACAUAAAAGAUCACAGCCUGUUGUACAGUAAACUCAAGGUACAGAUACAUUUGCUAAGAAUCUCACUUUCAUGUUUUGGGGAUAUGCGAAUUGUGGUGUUCUCGAGAUACAUUUUCUUUCUCUUUUCUCAAGUUUAUACCAACACCUAUCCUUUGGUAAGCUUCACCCUCUGAACUGACUGAUUUCCCAUUGGUAGGUUUUGCCAUUUGCAAAAAAAGACCUAAUUUUGUCAAAUGUAAACAAAUCCAAUAUUUGAAUUUUCUGAUUCGGUUUACAAAUGUUAGAAAUGAGAUCAGCGAUAGAGAUCGUUAACGACAAAAUCCUUGUUUUACAACCAGUGAAAAAAAAACAACAACUUGAAUCUGUAUUAUAAGUAACUGAUUCAAACACAGCUGACCCGGCUGCUUUUUGUGCUUUAUUGACUUUUCUCAGAUGUUGAUAUUUCCUUAGUCUUUGUCAUGUAUGCAACAACCACAGCCAAUAAAUACACAGCGAUUAGAAUUUACAGAAAGGUAAUCUGUAAAUGAAUCACAUGUUCUCUCCCCAAUGAUAAGUGCUUAUGUUUUAAGAGCAAGUGAGGGAGAAGUAUACAAAUUAAUUUCCACCACAUUCAGAAUGUAUCUGGGAUUGCUUGAUUGGUGCUUACAAUUUGACAACAACUUUUAACGCAGCACAACCAUGAGGCGGGCUCUAUUGAGUAAAUAUGUCUUAUUUUUUAGUUUGUUAUGACACACAAUAGUCGUCUGUGUUAAGACAACUAUUUUCAAUCCUCAAGAUGUGAUUUAAUUUAGUGUUAUUAAUGAUGGUGAACACUGAUGUAGAGACUCGGUUGAGAGGUACAACAGGUUUUGUUGAUUGAUAGUGUUGUAUUAGCCGAUCAGUUAAAUGCUUGAAACAAAUGUGAAAUGUUUAAGUGAAUUGUUUUUCACCAAUAUCAGUUAACUAAAUAUCCCAGGGUCAUUUUUAAGAUGUUGUCAUUUUGGGUCUGAUUUGGCAGUGAAUACUUGACAUGAACUAGCAAACCAACUACACACAACACAGUGACAUCAGAAUAAAACAUGUUAUGUUUCACUUGAUACCAAUCACAGCUUACAGAAUAGAUCUUGUCAAAACAAGUUUUUACAUUGAAAGCGUAUCUUUCAAUGCAUCUUUAAGACUGAUUAAAUUGUGUUGACCCUCUUUGUGCUUUAUACAACAUAACAAAACAUCUCCCUGCUCUCAUUUAGCCAUUUCUCCAUCUUUCUCCCUCCGUCUUUAUAAGAACCCCUUGUUACCUGUCCGUCUUUCUGUCCAUUCUUUACUUGAAGCAUCUCUGGAUUGACUGAAUGACAUUUGUUUUUGGGAAAUGGGUGAUGAGAGAUGGUGAUCGUAGAAAAAUUCUAUUUGUACAACUAAAGAAAGAAGAAAUCUGGUGACAUUUCAAAUCAUCACAAUGAAUAAUUUUGAAUUCAUUUUGGUCAAAUUGUUUAUGAAUAGUUACUGCUCCACCAAAUUGCAUGAACAGGAUCUGUAAAAUCAUUGAGACUAUACUGGAAUGAUUUCUAAAAGGUAACAUGCAUCUCUUAGUAGGCGACAAUAGACGGGCCCGGUCACUGUUUGCUAUCUUGUAUUUCCUGGAGCACCUAAUACUGUACAUGCAGGUGAGAGAAAUUAUAUGUUUGUCUCUUAAGGUUUGAGAUGAGAUUCAGGAUUGUAAAGAAUAAAUUGUGGAUCGUAUUUAAAACAUCUAUUGAGGAAUUUUGCCCCAGAGUUCCCAAAGAUGUGAAUGAAGAAUUAUUGUUUCUUGGAUUGUGAUAUUUGUAAUAAAUGUAUGUUCAUGUGA
Anoplopoma fimbria (sablefish) is the source of this 4763-nucleotide messenger RNA. It is a transcript of the gene rspry1, whose product is annotated as ring finger and SPRY domain containing 1. The record is from RefSeq and is a predicted model, not a curated record. Gene Ontology annotation, molecular function: protein binding; ubiquitin-protein transferase activity. NCBI's taxonomy places the organism in Eukaryota, Metazoa, Chordata, Actinopteri, Perciformes, Anoplopomatidae. Gene Ontology annotation, cellular component: cytoplasm. Bases 642 to 2420 code for a protein of 592 amino acids. The transcript has 15 exons.